CGCAUGUAUUUUGAUGAAGAAGUCGGAAACUUUUUUAAACUCUUAACCCGCAAGAACAUACAAUUUAAUAUUAAAAACCAAAAAAUCUGAAAAUAAAUGUUCAAAAUCUUUCGCAGAACAUUUUCUUUAAUUAAUGCAGAAGCAACUUCCACACGAUUUGAAAAAUUUGAGGAAAAAGUGUGGAAAAGGAUUCGAGAAAUGGAGGAAACAAAUAAAAAGAAUUUAGAACAGGGGAAAUUAGAGAUUCCACGUUUUGUCAAGAAAGAAGGCAACGAAGCGAAAUUCAGUAAGAAACGACGAACGUGGGCUGAAGGCGGCAAAAAAGAAGAAGACCUGAAGAAACAAAGGACUGAAGAAUCCCCGUUCGAACGAGUCAAACGGAAAAAGAGCCUUAUUGUUUUGGGAUAUUCGGGCGUCAAUUAUUUUGGAAUGCAACGAAAUCCGGGUUUUAGUACGAUUGAAGAAGAAUUAUUAACUGCCUUGAAAAAAUGUGAAUUUAUUACCCCCGAAUCGUACGAACAGCCGCAAUGGAUUGGUUUUCAACGGGCGGCCCGAACCGAUAAAGGCGUUUCAGCCAUGACACAAUGUGUCUCCUUAAAAUUGCCUGAUGUCGUUGAUGUCGAUGCAAUUAAUGCAUGUCUUCCGGAGCAAAUUAAAGUUUUCGCCGUGAAACGUGUCACGAAAGGCUUUAAUUCAAAGGAAAAUUGUGAUUUUCGAACAUAUUCUUACACAUUGCCAACAGUUGCAUUUGAAAAACACGACACGCCUGAUCAAAAAAUGGAAAAUUAUCGCGUCACACAGGAAAAACUAAAUGAAGUCAAUGAAGUACUCAAAAUGUAUGAAGGCACAAAAAAUUAUCACAAUUUCACGUCGAAAAAAGCUGCUUUUGAUCCAUCGGCACGUCGUUAUAUGGUCUCGUUAGAAGUUGGAGCGCCAUUUAUCGUUCGCGAUGUGUACGAAUUUGCAACCAUCAAGAUUAAAGGCCAAAGUUUCAUGUUACAUCAAAUUCGGAAAAUGGUUGGAUUGAUGCUCGCAAUUGUACGAGGCUUAACUCCCAAAGAAACAAUUUCAAAGGCGUUUCAACAAGAAAAAAUCGAUUUGCCAACAGCUCCUGGAUUGGGUCUCGUGUUGAAUCAACCGCAUUACGAUCGAUACAAUAAGAGAUAUGGCGAUGAUGGAAUACACGAAAAAUUACUUUUUGAAGAUAUCAAGGAGCAAGUAGAAGAGUUUGCGAAAAAACACAUUAUAUCAAAUAUUGUUGACACGGAGCUAAAAGAAAAAUCAAUGAUGGAUUUCAUUGAAAAACUGCACAAACACACCUAUGAGCCUCGAGAAGAUGAAAAAGUCACGGAACCCAGUAGUAAAGACGAUGAUGGAGAUGAAUAAAUUUAGAUAACUUUAACAUUGCAUCUUACUACAACUUUAUUUAAGAAUGUUUUUUUGCCACAGAAAAAAAUUUUGUGUCUAAAAGUUAGUUUGAACACGUUCAAAAUCCCCUCGAUAGCUAAAAUUUGAGAAAAAACAUUUUGAUCCGUUGAAAAGAUCAAUUUUUGGG
Messenger RNA from Culicoides brevitarsis, 1555 nucleotides. RefSeq names its product pseudouridylate synthase 1 homolog (gene Pus1). Gene Ontology annotation, biological process: tRNA pseudouridine synthesis; mRNA pseudouridine synthesis. Gene Ontology annotation, molecular function: RNA binding; pseudouridine synthase activity. The coding region runs from base 97 to 1386 and encodes 429 amino acids. Gene Ontology annotation, cellular component: nucleus. The record is from RefSeq and is a predicted model, not a curated record. The transcript has 5 exons. Lineage: Eukaryota; Metazoa; Arthropoda; Insecta; Diptera; Ceratopogonidae.